AUUUCACCUGUUCUCUACUUCACCUCCUGCUAUUUAAGCCCUGUGCAUUCAUUCGCUCCCCGCUGGAUCAUUGACCUGCAUGCCUUCAUGGAAUCUGUUUUUUGGACUCUGUUUUCCCCUCCACUGGCUUUCCCUCACUUGGACUCAGUUCUUGUUUUGGAUUCUCGCUAGCCUUGUUUUUGUCUCCAGCCAGUAGCUCCAGUCUCGUCUCCGUUCACCCCAGAUUUCCUGAGCCUGCUUCCCUACCUCUUCUGUUCACUUCCCCCAUUUUUUAUUCACUUGCCUGCCAGUUUCUGAGAGUCUGCGCUUGGGUUCUCCGACGUCCCCCCGUAACAAACACACCAUAUUGAUCUAUUCUUUAACCUCACUGUUGACUGAUCAGAGUUCAGAUUAAAUUAAAGUUGAUGCUUGUUUUCAGCACAUGAGCCAAAGUUUGAUAAGGGCGAACUGAUUUGCAGCUACGAUGCUGACAUUGCUGUUGCUGCUGAUUCUGUCUUCAGUCGGUCUGCAGAAAAGUCAGAACUCGCAGGAUGGAAAUGUCUCCUCACCGAGUCCAGAUCUUGAGCACAAAGUCCCUGAAAUCCCUGCAAACAUAUCAGUGUUCACAUCACGACGAUUUCUGGAGAGUUCCAGGGCUUCUCGGCAUAUCCGUGAUGCAGAGGGGAAUGUUGAUCAUGGAAAACUGAAAUGGAAAGGACGGUGGUGGUUCAAUGAUCUCCCCGAUGGAGCUUUUUCCAUUUUCAAUGAUUACACUGAGCGCACUGAGGUUCUCUGCAAAUUCGAAUGCCGUAGCGGCACCUAUAUCCCCAGCGAACAUUCUGGACUUGCCGUCGGCUGUACCAACGAUGGGAAGUGGGGGACCAAUUAUGCUGAGUACCUUGUGAAUGAAGAUGACUUUGAGAUCUUGGAGUGGAAGGACGGUUAUUAUGGUUCAGUGCCCCAAAACUCAGUCAGAAUAUGUGAGGAUGAAGAAAUCUAUGUUGGGAAAAACAAGUACGGUCUUGGGAAGGUGGAUCCUAAGCAAAAGUGCUUCUUCCUCCCCUGGGGAGGUAGUGAGUACUGGUACAGGAGCUACCAGGUUCUGGCCAUCAACAAAGACGUUGAGAGCAACUUCAUGACCGACAUCAGGUACCACAUUGAUGAUGCUAAAAUUGUCUCGUACCCUCCUGAGACGAUGCGCACAUCUGUUGUCACCAACUAUGAGUGUAAUCAAGUGUCAAAGUCAGCGACUCUCACAAAGACGACCCAGGAGCAGAAAAGGUGGGACCUCAGCUCUUCCAUCACACUCGGUGUCAAGACAGAAUUCAAAGUAGGGAUCCCCAGAAUCGUGGAGGGAAGAGUUGAGGUCAGCACAGAGACAACAUUCCAGGCAUCAGGUGGACAUUCCAUGACGGAAGAAAUCUCCCACUCUGUUUCUGUGAACAUCGAUGUCCCUCCAAACCACUCCUGCACAGUGCGAAUGGUGGGUCAUAAGUAUAAGACAGACAUCCCUUUCACUGCACGCUUCAGACGCACCUACAGGAACGGGAAAACCAAAUGGACGUCCAUCUCUGCAAAGUACGACAGCAUCGCGGUUGGGGAAGUUCAUGUCGUGGUAGAUCGGUGUACACCUGUAGGUAACGCCACCCCUUGCCCCCAGAGAACGUCAUGAGAUAGUUGACAAUCAGUCUGUAGCAUCAUUAAAACUCUCAUGUAAUUCUGAUCCUAAUUCACAGUCUGUUCCACAAAAACAAAUGUGUGUCGAUACAAUACCUUAGAUAUGUAUACAAAUACACAUUCAAACAAAAAUGUUCUGUUUGAUUCAAGUCAGGCAACACACUUGACCAGGUCUGUUCCACAAAAAAAUGUGCAAAGACAACGCCUUGGAAAUGUGUCUGUCAAAAUAAGUUCUGCUUUACGGAUCAAAAUAAAAUAUAAUGUCCACCUUUGAAAA
Messenger RNA from Amphiprion ocellaris (clown anemonefish), 1933 nucleotides. RefSeq names its product natterin-3-like. The record is from RefSeq and is a predicted model, not a curated record. The coding region runs from base 464 to 1651 and encodes 395 amino acids. The transcript has 4 exons. NCBI's taxonomy places the organism in Eukaryota, Metazoa, Chordata, Actinopteri, Pomacentridae.